AUGCUAGAAGGAUCCAGCAAUGUUGUUGGCUUGUCCAAUGAAAGUCAGGAUAUAAUGAUUAAUCCUUACAUGUCUGAAAAUACCAUAAUCUCUCUUAUUGUUUUGCUCUCUGCAGUGAUAUUCUUUGUGGGUUUUGUUUCAACUGUCCCAUGGCAUUACUUCUGGAGGUCACAUGAGAGCCAGACAGCAGCCAGUCUACCAAAUACUGGGUUGAAGAAGAAGUCCAUAAAAUCACUUCCAUUCAUUGUGUACAGCAAGCUCAGACCAGAGAUUCAAGGCAGGGAGUGCCCAAUCUGUUUGACAGAUUUCAUGAAUGGAGAAAGAGUUAGGGUUUUGCCCAAUUGUGAGCAUAGUUUCCACAUGGAAUGUGUGGACAAAUGGUUUGUUUCUCACUCCUCCUGUCCCACUUGCAGGCAUUGCCUUCUCCACAGAACAGCUCAUGUGUUGGGCACAAAGGGUAGUACAGAAUACUUUCACCCUAGGGAACUAAGGGACAUGGAAACUGGUAUUACAUAA
Cryptomeria japonica (Japanese cedar) is the source of this 516-nucleotide messenger RNA. RefSeq names its product RING-H2 finger protein ATL74. Lineage: Eukaryota; Viridiplantae; Streptophyta; Pinopsida; Cupressales; Cupressaceae. The record is from RefSeq and is a predicted model, not a curated record. Gene Ontology annotation, biological process: protein ubiquitination. Gene Ontology annotation, molecular function: transferase activity. Bases 1 to 516 code for a protein of 171 amino acids. The transcript has a single exon.